Messenger RNA from Chlamydomonas reinhardtii, 2565 nucleotides. RefSeq lists its product as uncharacterized. The transcript has 8 exons. Lineage: Eukaryota; Viridiplantae; Chlorophyta; Chlorophyceae; Chlamydomonadales; Chlamydomonadaceae. The coding region runs from base 77 to 2134 and encodes 685 amino acids. The record is from RefSeq and is a predicted model, not a curated record.
CCUAAAACAUUACCCGGGAUACUACACCGCGCUUCCGGCGACGGAUGUGGACCCGCAAGCUCUGGGCCUAAGCGUCAUGGCACCUAAAUCGCUUGCCGCCAGCGUCAGCCAUAACUGCCGUCUGAAGCUUAAACUUUUUAACAAGGAGGUUGACGAACAACACACCCGCUUCAUCAGCGGUGAGCGCACGGUGGAGGAGGAUGCCUGCCUUCCGCCGGGCAGCAUCACCCUGACCACGUACCCCACACUGGGCGCGAGGUUCCAGGUGAACCUCAGUGGCUGGUGCAACUGUCAAGAGGUCAAGGACAUAAUCGUCGAGUUCCUGGAAGCCAUGCAUGGCGUCAGAGUCAAGAAGUUUCCGCAGUACAAGGCCAAGCUGGCUGCCAUGGCUAGCCUGGACGAGGACAGCCCCAUCACCUCCCUGCCUACCAACAAGUUCAUCCGGUUCUGGGCUAGGAGGGGUGCGCAGCUCGUACUCUCCGCCCUACGAGAGUACCAGAGCGAGGGUGGUGCAGCUGUGAACGGGGAGGGCGGGGAGGGCGGGGAGGGCCAGGGCGACAGCGAGGGUGGAGGCACGGAGGUUGGCGAGGGCGAGGGUGAGGGUGGUGGGGCUGGCGGAGGCGGAGAAGACGGCGACAGCGGUGAGGGCACCAGCCCAGGCGCCAAGCUGCCACUGCGUCUAGGGGGCUUGGUCUCCAGCUUGCUCUGCAACAAGGGGCGCCUGGAACGGGGCGAGUGGAAGACGUGGCAGUACUCCGGCGGGGGCUGCAAGUGCGGCGGCUCCUGCCACGCUGCCCGGGUGUACCUCAGGUGGCCGGAUGGCCUGCCCCUGGUGUGCUAUGCCAGUGGGCACGUGCACGGCACCGUCGCGAUCCACACGGCCGUGGUUGAGUGGGCGUGUAAUCACGACCCCGCCUUCAAGGCGGACUACGAGAGGGCGGUGGCCGAGCGUGAAGAAGCGGCCAAGCAGAGGAAGGAGGGUGGAAUGCAGGCGGCUGGAGCUCGGGACAUGCGGCAGGCAACUGCACGCGGAGUGACGGCUGCCAGUGAUGAGGACAACAACAUCGAGCUGGGCACAGAGGCGCCGCAGCGCGGGAACAAGCAGCCCAAGCCUGGCAGCAAGAGCCGUAGGCAGCUGACAGAUGCGGAGGCGGCGGAGGUGGUGGCCACGUACAAGGAAAAGCGGGCGGCGGGCCUGAAGAACAAGGAGGUGUGGCCAGCAAUCAAUGCCGCCCUGGGCAAGGACUGGUCCAGGAACAAGAUGGAGGCGGCGGCCAAGGCUGCAAGAAUUUGGACGCAGGACCGUCGUGGCCCCAAGAGCAAACGCAACGACGACCUGGAGGAGGAGGAUGCGCAGGACUCUGAGGGGGGUGAGUGGACCCAGCAGACGGGCGACACCUCUGGCGGGUUUGAGCAGGAGGAGGGGGGCGAGGAGGAGGCGGGGUCCGCUGGCAGGGUAGAGGCACGUCCAAGCAGCAGCGGGGGUGGGGCUGGGGGUGUUGCGGGCGGGCGCGGGGCUGGUGAGCCUGAGCGUGGCCCAGGCGAGCCAGCUGCAGUGGAGGGCGCGGCAGGGCGGCCUGCGGGCAAGAGCAGAGGAGGGCGCCGUGGGGGCGGCGGGGCCAGCGGUGGGGGUGAUGCGGGCGAGCCAGCUGCAGUGGAGGGCGCGGCAGGGCAGCCUGCGGGCAAGAGCAGAGGAGGGCGCCGUGGGGGCGGCGGGGCCAGCGGUGGGGGUGAUGCGGGGGAGCCAGCUGCAGUGGAGGGCGCGGCAGGGCGGCCUGCGGGCAAGAGCAGAGGAGGGCGCCGUGGGGGCGGCGGGGCCAGCGGUGGGGGUGAUGCGGGCGAGCCAGCUGCAGUGGAGGGCGCGGCAGGGCAGCCUGCGGGCAAGAGCAGAGGAGGGCGCCGUGGGGGCGGCGGGGCCAGCGGUGGGGGUGAUGCGGGCGAGCCAGCUGCAGUGGAGGGCGCGGCAGGGCAGCCUGCGGGCAAAGGGCGCCGUGGGCGCGGCGGGGCCAGCAGUGGGGGUGAUGUGGGCGAGCGUGGGGCUGCUGCGCCGCACACGUCACCACGCCGGCCACGGGCUAACAGGGCGGCAAACUACAGCUCCGUUAUAGCAGCCGAACUGGGCAGGUAUGAGUGAGGGCCCGAACUGUGGAGGCUGCGUGCGCACUGAAAUGCAGAGACCGUUUAUUGUGACUUAAAGCGACUUUAGUUAUUAUGGUGACCUGGUUAUGGUGGCGUUUUUCAAAAUAGAUCCUGUGCCGGGGCUCAGUCCGGACGCGCCCGCCAGCAAGUUGGGGCAGACGGGCGGGCAGUUGAAGGCGGGCAGUUGAGGGUGGGGAGGGUGGGGGAACACUAGAUCCAAAUCCAUGAGCGCAAGAGACAAGGAAUGCUGAUUGUAUUGGUAUUGGGUAAAGGGACGUGAGAGAGACAAGGAAUGCUGAAGAUGAUGCCUUAUUAACAUCAGGGAUGGCGGUGGCAAGGCGUAGGCGAGGCGUAGGCGAGAGCAGGCGACACUUGUAAUGCAGGCGAUACGUGUAGAGCAGGCGACACUUGUAAUGCUAGAGCUCA